Macadamia integrifolia is the source of this 3002-nucleotide messenger RNA. RefSeq names its product pentatricopeptide repeat-containing protein At4g14050, mitochondrial. Gene Ontology annotation, molecular function: protein binding; zinc ion binding; RNA binding. Bases 220 to 2052 code for a protein of 610 amino acids. The transcript has a single exon. The record is from RefSeq and is a predicted model, not a curated record. NCBI's taxonomy places the organism in Eukaryota, Viridiplantae, Streptophyta, Magnoliopsida, Proteales, Proteaceae. Gene Ontology annotation, biological process: RNA modification.
CCCUGUUCUCUACUCUGUCACAGUUCUAAUCCGUUUUUAUUUUUUUUAUUUUUUUUUAUUUUUUAUUUUUUUUAUAAUCUCUCAUCAGGAUUCAGGAAGUGAAUAUGGCGAUGGUUGCCUUGCAACAUUCAACGGUUAACAGCUUGGGUUGGAUAUUUCGAUUAUAAGUUGAAGGAACCGCACUAAAAGUCGCGUCUUAAGUGAUAUUGGAAUGAAUGAAUGCAGUGCUCUCACUUUCUCCACCAACUCCGAGCCUGUGCCAAAUCCCAAAACCUAUUGCAGGGGAAGAAGUUCCAUGCCCAGAUCAUCAAAACAGGUCUGGAACAAUGGGAACCACUCCCCAACAACCUUAUCGAUAUGUAUGGCAAAUGUGCUAUCCUCGAAGCCGCAUUUCACCUGUUCGAUGAAUUGCCUCAACGAGAUCAUGUUUCGUGGGCUUCCAUUCUUACAGCUCACAACAAAGCCAAUCUCCCCCAUCGUACCCUCUCCAUCUUUCGCAACAUGUUUGCAUUCGAUCAAUUACAACCUGAUAAUUUCGUCUUUGCUACAGUUGUUAAAGCUUGUGGUAGCUUAGGUGCGGUCAAACAGGGCAAGCAAGUCCAUGCCCGCUUUGUCUUAUCUCAGUUCACCGAUGAUGAUGUUGUUAAGUCCUCACUUGUUGAUAUGUACUCUAAGUGUGGGCUAUUAGACGAUGCUCGUUGGGUUUUUGAUUCCAUUUCUUGGAAAAAUUCUGUUUGUUGGACCGCUAUGAUAUCUGGGUAUGCCCGAAAUGGCUGGACUUUGGAGGCUGUUAAGCUCUUACAGAGAAUGCCCAUGAAAGAUUUGUUUUCUUGGACGGCUUUGAUUUCUGGGAUUGUGCAGAGUGGAGAUGGUUUUGAUGCGAUAAAACUUUUUAUACAAAUGCGGAGAGAAGGCGUCCAAAUAAUUGAUCCUUUUGUUCUUUCUAGUGUAGUGGGUGCUUCAGCAAAUUUAGCUGCAUUGGAGCUAGGGAGACAGAUUCAUUGCCUUGUAGUAGUCUUUGGUUAUGAAUCAAGUGUUUUUGUCAGUAAUGCACUCGUUGAUAUGUAUGCCAAAUGCAGCGAUAUUUUGGCAGCAAAAGAUGUCUUUGAUAAAAUCCACCAAAGAGACGUGGUUUCUUGGACUACAAUUAUAGUUGGUGCGGCUCAGCAUGGGAAAGCAGAGGAAGCAUUGACUCUUUUUGAUGAGAUGAUCUUGGCAGGAUUAAAGCCAAAUGAGGUCACAUUUGUUGGACUAAUUUAUGCUUGCAGCCAUGUUGGUCUAGUUGACAAAGGUCGUCACUUGUUCAAUUCCAUGAUUAAGGAAUACAGAAUUAAUCCUUCCUUACAGCAUUAUACUUGCUUGUUGGAUCUUCUUAGUCGAUCAGGGCAUCUUGAUGAGGCUGACAAUCUCAUCAAAACCAUGCCAUUUGAUCCUGAUGAAGCUACAUGGGCUGCUUUACUAAGUGCUUGUAAGCGCUAUGGGAACAUCGAAAUGGGGAUUAGAGUUUCUAAUCAUCUACUAACCUUAAAUCUACAAGAGCCUUCAAGCUAUAUCUUGCUGUCUAGUAUCUAUGCUAGUGCCGAUAUGUGGGAUUAUGUGUCCAAGGUGAGGAAGUCGAUGUCAGUUAUUGCAGUUAAAAAAGAGCCUGGAUAUAGUUGGGUUGACUUGGGUAAGGAGAGCCAAGUCUUCUAUGCUGGGGAAACAACAUGUCAUGUCAAAGAAGAGAUUUUUGGGCUGCUAAAGGAUUUGGACAUGGAGAUGAAGAAGAGAGGUUAUGUUCCAGAUACUAGCUUUGUUCUGCAGGACUUGGAAGAGCAGGAGAAGGAACAACAGCUGUUUUGGCAUAGUGAGAGGUUGGCUGUCGCUUAUGGGUUGCUCAAGGCAGUUCCAGGCAUGGUGAUACGAGUAGUUAAGAAUCUUCGUGUUUGUGGGGAUUGUCAUACAGUUCUGAAAUUGAUUUGUCGUAUUGUGGGCAGAGAGAUUGUGGUUCGUGAUGCAAAUCGAUUUCACCAUUUUAAAGAUGGGGAGUGCUCAUGUUGUGAUUUCUGGUGAUAAUUGACAAAUGUCUUUCAAGCUAAGGCCAAAUUUGUUGAGGGGUUGCUGCUGCCUCUAUAAUAUGCUUCACACUGAAAUCAAUAACAAUCUUUGAAAGUUAUAUAUAUUUAAGCACAAAUAUUAUUUCCAGAGGAUGAGUUUGUUGGGUUCAGGUGGCUGACAUAUGAGCAGAGAUUCAUGCUUUACUACUCUUCAAUGGGUCUCCAGUUGCCAUCUUGAAGAUAUUGGAAGUCAAGAAUUAUCAUUGUAGGUUCCUGUACAGCCAAGAUUGUUACCUCUGUUCAGUGUCUAAAAGAUUUGAAAUCAACAGGUUUUAAGGAGGGGUUAUAAUUGUGACUAUGGAGCUUCAGUGUAUCCAAUCGACUUCUUAAAGCAAAAGGUUACAAAUGAAGUUGUGCUUCAGGCAGACCAGCGAGGCCUUUCAUGAAAAUCAAUAACAAACCGAAGGUUCUGCUAUUCAUUGGUGGUCCACCUCCAUAACAAAGCUUGUGAGGGUAUCUCCUUGGGCCAUAUCAAGCUGUCUGAUGUUCAUCUCAUGAUUGGGCUUGGAGCAUGAUCUAUGUCAAUGUGGCACAGUAUUUGCUACUUGUACUAUUUUUUCCCAUUAUAAAAACCGUAUGUUCAUGGUUUAUGGGAUCUGUUUAUUUUAUUUUUGCCUUGAAAAUUGAAUAUUCAUGUUGAUCAUUCUGAACCCAAAAUUUACAACAUCAAUGUUUCCUUGUCAUGCAGUCUGAUUGAAAUGUGGUUUUGAAAAAUCACAUGGUCAAGGACUGCAGUGUAUAGAGGUUGAUCCAAGGCCAUAAGUGUCCUGUGUCUCAUUUGGUGACUGAUCACUAAGUACCAAUGUAAUACUGUACAGUUCUCCAGAACUGAGUUCCUAGUAUAAGAAGUACUGUAAUUGGCAGAAAAAACUGGGUCAUUUGUAAUUUAUGAGUGAUCGUUUUAAA